Messenger RNA from Schistosoma mattheei, 2252 nucleotides. Lineage: Eukaryota; Metazoa; Platyhelminthes; Trematoda; Strigeidida; Schistosomatidae. The record is from the annotation of a GenBank genome assembly.
AUGGCCAAUAUAUGGGCAUUAUUCGCUCUUGUAUUUUUAGCAUCGUAUACGGCUAACUUAGCGGCUUUUAUGAUUGCUAAAGAGGAUUAUUUUGACUUGAGUGGUAUAAAUGAUUGGCGUUUGCAGCAUCCAUGGAAUGUGAAACCCCCAUUUAGAUUUGCCACUAUACCAAGUGGUGCUACAGAAGAGAACAUUAAAAUCAAUUUUCCUGAAAUGCACAAAUACAUGAGAAAAUACAAUAAAUCCGAUGUUGAAGACGGUCUCAAGGCAAUGAAAUCAGGACAACUGGAUGCUUUUUUAUAUGACGCUAAUGUAUUGGAUUAUUGGGCGAUGAAAGAUGAAGGUUGUAAAUUACGUACAGUUGGAAAUUUAUAUGCAAUGACGGGUUAUGGAAUUGGUUUUGCUAAAAAUAGUCGAUGGUUAACGAAAGUUAAUUCACGCAUUUUGGAUUAUCAAAAAAAUGGAAAAUUGCAACGUUGGAAAAAAUUUUGGCAAACAGGUUCAUGUAAAAAAGAUGCUGCUGUUGGGAAUACAAAUAAGACAUUGGGAGUUAAGAAUUUUAUCACCAAUUGGUUCGGUAGACUUAGUUUGACUGCGAAUCAUACAUGCUACUUGUCUGAACAAAAUAAUCAGAUUAUGAGCGUAAAACUUGCUAAAUAUAAAUGCGAUAAUCCAACUUGUGAUAUAAAAUCAAAAAACUAUGCUAAACAAGUUGAAUUAUUACAAAAUCAACUGGAUGAACUGCAAAAAUCUUUACAAAAACAGAAUUCACCAAUUCAACAAUGCAAUAACUUACACGGGAAUCAUUUUCAGAAUAAAAUAAUAACAUUAGAUUCAUGUGAGUAUCCUAAGAGGAAAAAAAGACCUGUCAAGAAAUCGGGUCAAUCAUCUCAAUCAAAAGUGCCAAAAAGUGAUGAUAAACAUAGAUUAAAAAUGAAAAACCACUCCAUCGCAAAGCCUAUUCUUAAUAACAAUGUUAAUAUUCAUACAAAAUUGAAUACAGGUUAUCUAAAAGCAAUAACAACCACAACAACGACUACUACUAUUACUACUCAAAGAAAGCACAUCGGCCGAUUAUCGGAAAAUGCACAUCAUAAAGUAACUAUUAUACCCGUUGUUGAUCAUUAUUCAAAUUAUAAUGAACAUGAAAAUUAUCAAACAAAAUCACCAAACAAUACAGAAAUACAAUAUGUGAUCCUACCAAAGUUAGAUUCAUCACCGAAUCGACGAAGACGAUUUAUUAAAUCGGAAUCGGUCGGUCCUUAUCAUAAUAUAUCAGAAUGUCAUACAAAUGUAUAUUUUGAUACAGUUGACAAUGUAACAACAUUGAAUAAAACACAAUCAGUUUUACGAGUAAUCAACCCAAAUGAUAAACUUAUUGAUUCCGAAGAAAAUAAUCCGGAUAAUUAUUUCAAUCACAAUCCAAUCGUUAAUGCGAGUCAUUUGGAACAGUAUCCAUCUUUAACAAAUAUUUUAAGUAAAGUAGAUAAAAAUUUGAUAUCAGUGAGCCUAGAUCAACAAGAACAGGAACAAUGUAGUACAAAUUGUCUAGUUGAGAAAGAAUCUGUCUUGUGAAAAUAAAGUUUACUUUAUGAAAAAGCAAGUUCAUUUUUAUACAUCAUUUCAGCCCAGGAUUUCUAGUUUUUUAAGCUUAGAAUCGUGUCUAUUGAUGAGAGUAAAAUUAAAUGAAUGGUUAAUGUUCAAGUGGAUGAUAUUGUGGAUAUUACAUCAAUUUAGACAUAGUUUUCGCCAUAGACUGAUAAAAAUUAAGGUACCGUCAAUAAUCGGAAGGGAAUGAACAACAAUUUUAUCUUAGUUUUGGAUUCUUCUGACGUGCACAUCCACAACCACACUAUUAUAGGUACAAAUCGUGAUAAUUACCAGAUCACAUGUGAGUUUUUAAUGAAAUUUCGUACAGCUGAGCACAUUUAUUCUAUAAAAACGUGUGAAAUAUUACUAUAUAGAGGGUAGUUCGGUGGAUAAAACAGGGUACAAGGUUUGAGUCCUAAUGUGAACAUCAACACUGGAAUGCAGGUGUAUCUAAAUGAGUCCCAAAUAGAACGAAGCGCGCUUUUUAGAUUUCACUGAUAACCACAAAUACAUUUAUUUUACAAUGAAAAACUUGAUAACUUGACGUAUAUUGGAGUCUCCUCGAAUGAAAAAUACUGUUCAAAGACCUCUAUUAAUGAAGAUGUUUGUUACCAAUCAUUUUCCUGUUUCAAAGCCUAACGGAGUGUGUACAGCUGAUAAAG